Molecule: messenger RNA, 1825 nt
Organism: Pectinophora gossypiella (pink bollworm)
Lineage: Eukaryota; Metazoa; Arthropoda; Insecta; Lepidoptera; Gelechiidae
Product: carbohydrate sulfotransferase 11
Exons: 4
Coding region: 575-1474 (299 amino acids)
Biological process (GO): carbohydrate biosynthetic process
Cellular component (GO): membrane
Molecular function (GO): sulfotransferase activity
Source: RefSeq, a predicted model, not a curated record
UCAUAGUGCCAAAGCUGGCUAGCUGCCGAGUCUCGAUCGAGUCCAAUUGCCAUUGAGCGGGAAUUCUCAACGGGCGGGACGGGUACAGUCUACAGCGGGAGGGAUCAGAAAAUCAUUACAUUCGCUCAUGCUCUGUGCGGCCGUCGGAUGCUGCGUGAGCAUCCCAUAACCAACCACCUCCUUCCCAAUACAUACACGUCUCAACCCACCAUUGGUAUUGCUAAAUUCACACGUUAAAACAGCUGUAAAUGUAGCUACAUUAUAUUGCCAUUUUAAUCAUUAAAAUUUCAAUUAAAAGUGUAAUUAAAGAAUCGUAAACCCCAUGACGAGGCAAAAUGAGAUUUUUAUGCAGACUCAGAUGGAGGACAUUGAUAUUUUAUUUGAAAAUUACGAUGUUUCUGUUUUGGGUGUCGCUUUAUAUAGCGGUGUUGCGAGUCAUCAAGAUGGCAUACUCGCCGGUCGUGAAGGACUACCCAGCACCUGACAAUUACACAUUGCUGUCGGUAAAUAUGAGAAUCGAUUGCCCUAUUCAAGUGUUAGUUAGUUAGAAAGCAUCCCAAUAAUAGGCGAGGAUAUGGGAAACGAAGAGGUGUUCGACAUACAUUCAGAUAAGAAUACGUCACUAGAGCUGGAGCAGCGAGUCACUGUCGCACAAAACGUGUGCCAGCACUACAGUCUGACUUCCCAGUCCAUCAAUAGCAAGGAGUUCUACGUCGACCAUGAGCACCACCUGGUGUGGUGUAACAUCUUCAAAGCCGGCAGCUCGUAUUGGCUAUACAAGUUCAACAUUCUCGCUGGAUAUGACAAGAAAUUCUUAUCGAAAACCAGACAGUUACCUUUGAUGCUGGCGCGGAAGAAGUUUCCCCGUCCUAGCGAGGAAGAACUGAAAGAUGCCAUUGCCGACCCCGGGGUCACCUCCCUGCUCAUUGUCAGAGACCCAUUCGUACGGCUGCUUUCCGCCUUCAGGGACAAACUCGAGAACAACACAAGACCACUCUACAGGAACCUCGCCAAGCGCAUUAUCAAGGAACACAGACAGCAAGCGACUGAAAUAUUCGGACCAAUAAAAAGUCGCGGUCCCACAUUUUAUGAAUUUGUAGCGUACCUGAUUAAGAAAAAUAAGGAGAAAGAUUAUUCGUUCGAUGAGCAUUGGUCGCCGUACUAUCAAUUUUGUUCCCCAUGCGCUGUUAAUUUCACUGUGAUCGCCAAAGUCGAGACUUUGGCAAGAGACUCGGCCUUUCUUAUUAGAGAUCUUGGUCUAGAACAUGUUCUAGGUAAAACUGUAAAAGACCGAAGGAUACGCGAUCGUAUAGUGAACAAAUCCCGAGACGGGAAGAACACUACUACAUUGUUAAAAGGUUAUUUUAAACAACUAGACCAAGAUAUGCUAAGCGAUUUGUUAAGAAUAUAUGGCAUAGACUUUGAAAUGUUCGGAUAUGAUACUAAAAUUUAUAGAAGUUAUGUUAGAGAUUAAAGAGUUUAUUUAUUUUAUAAUGCUGUGUGGUUUUAUUACUGUAGGUUGCUAAACAUUGGUCUAUUUGGAGUGUAUAUCAAAUAGUAUUAAUUAAAUACAUAUAAGACAGUAAAAUACCGAAGUAUGUGCGAUCGUAUGGUGAAUGAAUCUCGAGACGGGAAGAACACUACUACAUUAUUAAGAGGUUAUUUUAAACAACUAGAUCAAGAUAUUCUUAGUGAUUUGUUAACAAUAUAAUUAUAGUAGACUUUGAAAUGUUCGGAUUUGAGACCAAAGAAAUAACCUUUUAAAAAUGUAUUAGUAUUCUUCCCGUCUCGGGAUUUGUUCAUUAUACGAUCGCGUAUCGUUCGG